Mercurialis annua (annual mercury) is the source of this 1716-nucleotide messenger RNA. Its product is annotated as protein IQ-DOMAIN 21. The coding region runs from base 177 to 1502 and encodes 441 amino acids. The transcript is spliced from 4 exons. Lineage: Eukaryota; Viridiplantae; Streptophyta; Magnoliopsida; Malpighiales; Euphorbiaceae. Gene Ontology annotation, molecular function: protein binding. The record is from RefSeq and is a predicted model, not a curated record.
AGCAGUUACUCCCUCUCUUUCCAUUUUCAUUUCCUCUCAUUAAACCAUAAAUCUUCACAAAUACAGUAACCUAAUUUUCUUCGCAAAAAUCAUUUUUUUUUCUUAUUUUUAUAUCUGACUUCUUAAGAAUGCGGAAUGAAUAGGCCUUAAGUUUGAUCUGUUUGGCCGGCCGGAAAAUGGGGAAGAAAGGCGGCGGUUGGUUUUCAUCCGUCAAGAAAGUUUUCAAGUCGUCUUCUUCUGCUAAGGAACUACCAGAAAAAAAUAAGAAGGAGAGUAGUGUAGAAAAAUGGGAACAUGAGGCAGCAGAGGUAGUGUCAUUUGAGCAUUAUCCAGCAGAGAGUUCGCCAGAAGUGAGCAAUUAUUACAAUGAAGAAAGCAGUGGAUCAAGCCCUGUUACUGAAGAUCGCAAUCAUGCCAUUGCUGUCGCUGUGGCCACUGCCGCCGCCGCAGAAGCUGCCGUGGCCGCUGCACAAGCUGCCGCUAAAGUUGUCCGAUUGGCUGGCUAUGGUCGUCUUACUAAAGAUGAAAGAGCUGCCACUCUUAUUCAAUCUUACUACAGAGGCUACCUUGCUCGGCGUGCCUUACGUGCAUUGAAGGGACUAGUGAGACUACAAGCUUUGGUGAGAGGUCAUAAUGUACGAAAGCAAGCGCAGAUGACGAUGAGAUGUAUGCAAGCACUAGUGCGAGUACAGGCAAGAGUUAGAGCUCGUAGACUCGAACUAACUCACGAGAAACUCCGAAAGAAGGUCGAGGAGGAACACCGGAAAUCGGUCGACGAAGGAGUCAAUCCGAAGAGCCCAUUAACAAAUUAUGGAUGGGAUAAUUCAAAGAAACAUGAUGCUGUUAUGAAAAGAGAGAGAGCCCUCGCUUAUGCAUAUGCCUAUCAGCAGCAACAACAACAAGAUCAUCAUCAUCAACAACUCUUCCAAUAUGAUCCAAACGGUAAAGAAAUAGGGUUAUGCUACGAGAGCGAACGAGUUAAUGAACAGUGGGGAUGGAACUGGUUAGACAGGUGGAUGUCAGCGCAGCCGCCACGUCAGCCUUCUUACGUGGCAUUGACCGCCACGACAACCACCACCACCGAUGACAUGUCCGAGAAAACAGUAGAGAUGGACGUUGCAACUCCACCACCAGCCCUAACAAAACACCAACGACAAUCAAGCUUAAACGACAGCAACAGCAGCAGUAAUAACGUCGUCGUGCCGAGUUACAUGGCCCCAACUCAGUCAGCCAAAGCAAAGGCACGUAACAAUAGUAAUACCGAGGGCUCAGCAAUGAAGCAGCAGCGUGGCUCAUAUGUUCCGCAGUGGAACUCGUCCACGAGGAAACAAGGAUCGGGUUGUGACUCGUCGAGUUCAGGUGGUGUGUUCCUGGCUCCAAGGAGUCCGAGUCCGAGUCCUAAUAAUAACAAUGGAAUGCGGCUCCAGUCUCGACGGAUUGCUGGGUAUAGUCCAGAUUCUAAUGGUGGUGAGGAUUGGAGUUGGAGAAAUGAUUUUAGUUGAUCAAUUAUGCAUGAGUUUUUUUUUUUUUUUUUUUAUUAUCAUGUAGUAACUUAUUGUGGAUUCAAUAUGUUUCCUAUUUUAUUUUAUGUGAUUAUUGUCAGGUUUGUAACUAAUUAACUAUUUUUGUUUUCAAUCAACUUAGGGGUGUAAGGAGCCGAGAAUGAAUUAUGUGAGCUUGAGUGUUAGUAUAUUAUACUACAAGUUUGAAUUUGAA